AUGUUGAAAGCUGUGUUUUUUCAACUGGCCGCGGUUUGCCUGGGGGUUUUGGCUUCUGACUGCGAGCCUUACUCUGAAGUUCCCAUCUGGGGCACCGUCGAGUCUUCCACCGCGCCGCGCACUACUUCGUUGCCUACCACCACCAAGUCCUACUCGGUUGAGCCCCUCAAUACCUGGACUGCCGAAUCUACCUCUUCUCUCUGGGGAUUUGGUGUCUAUAAAACUACCUUGGAAGCUAAGAUUGUUGUUCGCGCCGACGCUGGUGUUGUCGGCAGCCAUGUCUCCGAACGCGAUCUAUCAACCACGGACGCUACCCCGAUCCAGUCCGGCCCUGGCAAGUGCAACGGCAAGACACGACGAUUCAACUGCAUCUCCCCCGGCGACAAGUGGCAGGAGUGCAGUUCGAAUAAAUGGUCAGAUGUCAUCCCCAUGGGGAAGCUGGGGGGCGUCACCACGACUUGCACAAACUAUGGAAUUCAUGCUUUCCUAAAGUUGACUCAUCUUCCCGGCGUUGCGAUGGACACACCCGUGAUGACCGGUCCCUGCAACCCUCCUGAUAAGCGCUCCACCUCCAACACCAAGCGCGACACACUUGCCGGCCUUUACAACUGCAUCUGGCCCGGUCUUGAGUGGCAAACCUGCAGCGAUGACAAUACCUGGACCAACCCGGCGCCCAUGUUGGGCGGCCUUCACUGCAUCAGCUACGGCGUCAAUGAUUACAUGGAUACGGAUGACAUACCAUUCAUUUGA
Podospora pseudocomata is the source of this 750-nucleotide messenger RNA. RefSeq lists its product as uncharacterized. Bases 1 to 750 code for a protein of 249 amino acids. The record is from RefSeq and is a predicted model, not a curated record. The transcript is spliced from 2 exons. Lineage: Eukaryota; Fungi; Ascomycota; Sordariomycetes; Sordariales; Podosporaceae.